AAUCCUCCGGCUGUGGCGUCCCAGACGCCCGCCCCGACACGCCCCUCGCCUGCCGCCUCCCCCUGCGCCCCUGCCCUUGCCCUGUGCUGUCCGGUGCUCUGCAGACCGUGGUCCCAGCACCUCUGCCCGCGAGCCCUUUGCCCUGAAGAUGAAGGUUUGGCUGCUGCUUGGUCUUCUGCUCGUGCACGAAGCGCUCGGGGAAGUUACUGGCCAACAGCCUCCCAAGAACAAGCGUCCAAAGGAGCCGGGAGAGAAUAGAAUCAAGCCUACCAACAAGAAAGUGAAACCCAAAAUUCCCAAAAUCAAGGACAGGGACGCAGCUGAUGCCACACCAAAGGCGCAGUCUAUAAUGAUACAUAUGAUGGAUAAAGGCCGCUUCCAGAAACCUGCCGCCACCCUGAGUCUGACGGCGGGGCAAACUCUAGAGCUUCGAUGUAAAGGGAGCAAGAUUGAAUGGAGUUAUCCCACCUAUCUUGACACCUUUAAGGACUCUCGCCUCAGCGUGAAGCAGAACGAGCGCUACGGCCAGCUGACCCUUGUCAACUCCACCGCAGCGGACACGGGCGAGUUCAGCUGCUGGGCUCAGCUCUGCCAUGGCUACAUCUGCGGGAGGGAUGAGACGAAAACAGGCUCCACCUACAUCUUUUUUACAGAGAAAGGAGAACUCUUUGUACCUUCUCCCAGUUACUUUGAUGUUGUCUACCUGAACCCAGACAAGCAGGCUGUGGUUCCUUGCCGAGUGACUGUCCCGUCAGCCAAAGUCACCCUCCACAGGGAGUUCCCUGCCAAGGAAAUCCCCGCCAAUGGAACUGACGUUGUUUAUGAUGUGAAGAGAGGCUUCGUGUAUCUGCAACCUCAUUCUGACCACCAGGGGGUGGUCUACUGCAAAGCGGAGGCUGGGGGCAAGUCUCAGAUCUCAGUCAAGUACCAGCUGCUCUAUGUGGAAGUUCCCAGAGGCCCUCCGUCAACAACCAUCUUGGCAUCCUCAAACAAAGUCAGAAGUGGGGAUGACAUCAGUGUCCUCUGCACGGUCCUCGGAGAUCCUGACGUUGAGGUAGAAUUCAGGUGGAUCUAUCCGGGACAGAAGGAUGAAAGGCCAGUGACAAUUCAAGACACUUGGAGGCUGAUCCACAGAGGACGGGGGCACACCACAAGAAUCUCCCAGAGCAUCAUGACAAUCGAAGACUUUGAGACCACUGAUGUAGGAUAUUACAUUUGCACUGCUCAGAAUCUCCAAGGGGAGACUACGGUUGCUACCACGGUUGAGUUUUCCUGACUUGGAAAAUGAAGUAUAACGAGUUGAUGGAGAGUUCAUUUGUGUCCAUGACCCGCUUUGGGGUUCUCUUGACUAAUGUUUUGCCAGAGGCUGAUGUCAAGUGCCAAACCCCACCCCCUGCCCUGUGAGUCAGACCCAGACAUCCAAACUAAAAGGAAGUCAUCCGGUCUAAUAAUAGAAGUGUUAACUCCUCUGACAGCAUGUAUUUUGAUUGCUUACCUAUCUACAUGCAUUUAUACUUUUUAUAAUUAAAAAAAGCAUUGAUAUUAACCUUAUAGCCUCAUUUCUAUUAAGUGAGCAAGUUUUUGUAAAGAAAUACAAAAUGAGCUAAGUGUUCAUUUUUUAGGUUGGUUUGAAGUACAUCCAAAGGACUUGUUGGCAGCAAUGUUUGGUUCACUAUCCAAGAUGCUAUUUGAUAUCACAACUACAGCACA
This is a messenger RNA of Ailuropoda melanoleuca (giant panda), 1710 nucleotides long. RefSeq names its product platelet derived growth factor receptor like (gene PDGFRL). The record is from RefSeq and is a predicted model, not a curated record. Lineage: Eukaryota; Metazoa; Chordata; Mammalia; Carnivora; Ursidae. The transcript has 6 exons. The coding region runs from base 149 to 1276 and encodes 375 amino acids.